This is a messenger RNA of Toxorhynchites rutilus septentrionalis, 437 nucleotides long. Its product is annotated as cuticle protein 19-like. NCBI's taxonomy places the organism in Eukaryota, Metazoa, Arthropoda, Insecta, Diptera, Culicidae. The transcript is spliced from 2 exons. Gene Ontology annotation, cellular component: extracellular matrix. The record is from RefSeq and is a predicted model, not a curated record. The coding region runs from base 93 to 437 and encodes 114 amino acids.
ACAAGUAUAAAAACCUUUAGUCAGCGGCAAACAGUAUCACUUCACCACCAGUAGUUCUCCCAAUCAAAGCAAAUCAAAACCAAAAACAAAACAUGUUUAAGAUAACUCUCCUGAUUGCCUGCUUGUCUGUGGUUGUAUCUGCUCAUUACUAUGGUGGAGAACACAGCCACCAUGAGGAUCAUCAUCAUUCCCAUCCGAAAUACAAGUUUGAGUAUGGCGUCAAGGAUGGACACACCAAGGACCAUAAGAGCCAGUGGGAACACCGUGAUGGCGAUCUGGUGAAAGGUCAGUACACUCUGGAUGAAGCCGAUGGAACUCAUCGUGUUGUUGACUAUACUUCGGACCAUAAGACCGGAUUCCAGGCUCAUAUUCUGCGAAAGGGACACGCUCAUCACCCGCAUGGGGAGAGUUACGUUAAAAUCGAUCAGCAUUACUGA